AUGUCCUGCUACAUCCUGUCCUGCUACACCCUGUCCUGCUACAUCCUGUCCUGCUACAUCCUGUCCUGCUACACCCUGUCCUGCUACAUCCUGUCUUGCUACACCUUGUCCUGCUACACCCUGUCCUGCUACACCCUGUCCUGCUACACCCUGUCCUGCUACACCCUGUCCUGCUACACCCUGUCCUGCUACAUCCUGUCCUGCUACACCCUGUCCUGCUACAUCCUGUCCUGCUACAUCCUGUCCUGCUACACCUUGUCCUACACCCGGUCCUGCUACACCCUGUCCUGCUACAUCCUGUCCUGCUACACCUUGUCCUGCUACACCUUGUCCUGCUACAUCCUGUCCUGCUACAUCCUGUCCUGCUACAACCUGUCCUGCUACAUCCUGUCCUUCUACACCCUGUCCUGCUACAUGCUCUCCUGCUACACCCCCUGCUACACCCUGUCCUGCUACACCCUGUCCUGCUACACCUUGUCCUGCUACACCUUGUCCUGCUACACCUUGUCCUGCUACACCCUGUCCUGCUACACCUUGUCCUGCUACACCCUGUCCUGCUACAUCCUGUCAUGCUACACCUUGUCCUGCUACAUCCUGUCCUGCUACACCCUGUCCUGCAACACCCUGUCCUGCUACGUCCUGUCCUGCUACACCCUGUCCUGCUACACCCUGUCCUGCUAUAUCCUGCCCUGCUACACCCUGUCCUGCUACACCCUGUCCUGCUACACCCGGUCCUGCUUGGUCUCAAUUUCCCUUGUUGACACUGGAUCACUGAUAUGCGUCAUUGUGGCCUGGAAUGAAAUAGAAACAGUUGACCGCCAAUGUGAGUUUUGA
Messenger RNA from Oncorhynchus gorbuscha (pink salmon), 834 nucleotides. Its product is annotated as keratin-associated protein 9-1-like. The transcript has a single exon. The record is from RefSeq and is a predicted model, not a curated record. NCBI's taxonomy places the organism in Eukaryota, Metazoa, Chordata, Actinopteri, Salmoniformes, Salmonidae. The coding region runs from base 1 to 834 and encodes 277 amino acids.